Molecule: messenger RNA, 974 nt
Organism: Aegilops tauschii subsp. strangulata
Lineage: Eukaryota; Viridiplantae; Streptophyta; Magnoliopsida; Poales; Poaceae
Source: RefSeq, a predicted model, not a curated record
GUUGCUCGCCAGCCACCUUCCUCCCCUGCGCUCUCCCGUCGCCUUCCUCGCGGCGCUCCGUCCACCUUGCUCCCCGCGCUCCGGCCGCCUUCCUCCCCACGCUCCGGCCGCUCCCUCCCACGCACGCCGGCCGACCGCAUCCCUGCUUCCAUCAGCUCCACUUCGACGGAGCCGUCAGUCCACCGGAGUACAGGGCCCAAACCCACUAUUGUGCAAGAAAAAGAAAGCAAAGCCCCAACCAUCAGCUGCUCAAUCAUCAGGUUGAAGUUAAAACAAGAUGCACAAGUUCAUCUUUUGUAUGCUUUUCAGUUCAUCUACUUCCCGAUGGAUGCAGCAAAAAGCAAGAUUCACAAGUUCAUCUUCUGGAUGCUUUUCAGUACAUCUACUUCCCGUUGGAGCGCUCUGGCCGAUCACAGCCGCCACCGCAGGCCGUUCAACGCCACCUCCAUCAGUAAAUGUUCCACUGAAAAUCAGAAUUUCUACAGAAACUGCUGCAGAUACAUGACUUAUGAGGCUACCAGAGGCUACUACACCUCCAGAUUAUUGACAGCCUGCAACUUACUUGCUUCCAACACACUAGUAACACAUUCUAAGGUCCCAAAUCGGCUACUUCAGAGCGCUGUUGCUAUUCUGUGGGUAAAGGUCCUCAUUUUGUUGAUGGCGGCAUCUUACAAAGAAAAGGAAGUUCGAGAUGGGAACACUUGUUUCAAAUGCUCACCUCCGAUUCGCGAUGCUGCCAACAAGGAAAACCUCUGGGAAGCUCUGCUGGUAGUGCAAUCUCCUAUCCAUCCCAGCUCCAACUUACUGCUGCUAACCAACUGUAUGCAUGUAAUAAAAAAGUAGGUGUUUGUUGCACAACUUCGAGUUGUCGCUACUCGGAGAUGCUACUACUAUUGCUAGCUUUGGGGUUCACAUGCUACAGCACAUGGAUCCAUGGACAAAUAAUUAAUAUGAGAGAUAGUUUGGUUGUGUCA